AAUGCGUACAGUGUACUGAUUCAGGAACACGUGUGUCCAGCGCAUGCCUAUAACUUGCAGACAAAAUUGGACACGGUAUCGAUUUUCCUUCAUUUCGGCUACUGGAGCACAGCGUGAAAGUUCCUCCUAACUUCUUGAUCCUAUCAGCUGUUUCUGACAUUCCUCAAAUUAUUCAAUAGGUUCUUUUAUCUUUUUUCCUAUUCUAUCCACUUGAAACUUUUAAAUAUUGCAUGAAUUCCAAGUAAGGGAUUAAAUCUUACCAAAUCUAUCCAGAAGCAAGCAAACAAUAAACUGGGUAGUUUAAAUGCUCCGAGCGAUAUAAUUUUUCACUGCAUUGAAAUCAGUGUUCCGGUUUAGUGAUGCAAUUAUACGGUUAUCUGUUGAAGAGUGAAAUCUACCAAAUCUUGUACGUUCAGGAUGUGUAAUUUCUCGCGAUAUGAAGAAUAUUUGGCCACAGUUACUAGGGCGUUUGAUCCGAAGAUUCUAUUCCUUACGGUAAUUCCCCUGGUCGCAGCAUGCAGCACUCGUCUAUAUUCACGGCUUCUGCUUAGCGUAUUGCUUACCGAAUACGUGAAUACACUGCUCAAAUGGAUACUUGCCGAAGAUCGACCAUUUUGGUGGGUGAGGGAGACCAAAGAGUUCACCACAUUGAACCGCCCUAAGCUGUACCAAAAUGAACUCACGUGUGAACCUAGCCCGGGGAAUCCGUCCGGUCAUUUAAUGACCUCGACUACCUAUCUCUAUGUGAUAUUCUCCGUACUUGAGGAGGCUGGUAUGCGGUAUGGAAAGUUUGUUGUGAUUGCAAUGCGCAUAUGCUACUAUUUAGCGUUGUUGUUCAUAUCUGUUUCACGGAUGUACUUCGGGUGUCAUUUUUUGCACCAAUGCAUAUUUGGGAUACUGAUGGGAGUAAUCUUAACUAAAUUAACCAUGUCACUAAGCUUCGAAAAGUAUCUCACGAAGCUAACUCGAAAGCGCAGAUUGACUUACUGCAGUAUGAUAUGUAUGACGUUCUUGGGUGUGUACUGGGUACAAAAAGCUCUCGGAGUAGAUCCACAAUGGUCAGUCAAGAUGGCCUUCAAGUGGUGUGAUGAUCCUUUCUUUUUGGAUCCUAGUACUACGCUCGUGUUCAGCAUCAUUCGCCUGACCGGAGCAUUGAUUGCCUUUGCCAUAGUCGGACCUGUUUUGAAAUCACUUCCACUCGACCGCAAACGAAGUAUCCCGUUAACGCUAUUGAUGAUGGUUGUCAAAUGGACAGCAAUUAGUUACACGCCACGCCAUUAUGGUGUCAUAGUUUAUUAUCUUUACACGUUUUUAAUUCAUCUGAUUUUUACCUAUUGCUACAUGCGAUUAGUGCCGGCUGUGACGAGCGUGAGUGUAGAUUCGAGAGUACAACGCAACAACAGACCUAAAAUGAGUUAAAUCUACAUCAAAGCCAAGACUUAGGCAAUCUUUCCUGGAUCAUUUGUUACUGUACGUUUGAUAAGGCUUUUUUACACGCACACAUAAUGCUCAAAAGAAAGAUUCUGCUUUCAACCUCACUCAGCUGCAUUUUCUUUUAGAAAAACUGUUUAAAUUAAUAAAAAAUUUGAUUAAAACACGCAUAUUUGUUACAUG
Molecule: messenger RNA, 1614 nt
Organism: Toxorhynchites rutilus septentrionalis
Lineage: Eukaryota; Metazoa; Arthropoda; Insecta; Diptera; Culicidae
Gene: G6P
Product: glucose-6-phosphatase 3
Exons: 4
Coding region: 418-1419 (333 amino acids)
Biological process (GO): glucose 6-phosphate metabolic process; gluconeogenesis
Cellular component (GO): membrane
Molecular function (GO): glucose-6-phosphatase activity
Source: RefSeq, a predicted model, not a curated record